UUUAGCUUAAAAAGUUGGGAGAAGAACGUUAAUUUCAAUACAAAAUGCUUAACAAAACGUUGAUUUUUAGUGUGCUUUUUGCUUUCAUCUGUGUGCAGUAUGCCACAUCUCUGAGCUGUUACACCUGUGAAAAUGCAAUUAAUUGCAAGAAUGCUACGAAAACGACCUGUACCAAUGCUAUUGCAACUGUAACGAGCAAUCAUCUUGGUGUUUAUAAUGACAAUGUGACACACCUAAAUAGCUUGAGGUUUGACUGUCUCGCUCUGAAGUAUACCUAUCCCAACAACAACUCAAUAAGUUAUCAACUGCAUGGCUGUGUCCAUCCCGAUCUACAUGCCUGUAAUUUGGCCCUGAAGCAUAAGUAUUCCAGCUGGAAGAAGACGUGCAAACUUUGCUCCGGUGAUAACUGCAAUAAGAAUCCAGCCGGAAAGAUGAGCAGCAGUGUUUUUACAAUUGUUGCCACUGUAUUGGGCCUAGUGUUGGCCAAGAUUUAUGCCUAGACAUAUUAUGGACUAGUUAGUAAUACAAUAAAUCAACUAAAUUUUUUGAAAAUUG
Messenger RNA from Drosophila innubila, 555 nucleotides. RefSeq lists its product as uncharacterized. The transcript is spliced from 3 exons. The record is from RefSeq and is a predicted model, not a curated record. NCBI's taxonomy places the organism in Eukaryota, Metazoa, Arthropoda, Insecta, Diptera, Drosophilidae. Bases 45 to 500 code for a protein of 151 amino acids.